AUGUCUGAUCAAGAUGUUCGCCUAAGUUAUUACAGUGAAUUGAGAAAUAUCUACAAAUGUUAUAUUGAUUCAUAUAUUGCAUUGUAUCAGCUGAGAACGGAAAAUGAAGAAGAAUUAAGCUCGAUUUACAAUAUGAUCAAAACAAAUUUGAUUGAAUCAAAGAUUUAUCUCCCCAAAUAUACUAUAAAAGAUAUUUUAAAUAUCAUUCCGUAUAAUAAUAGGUAUGCAAAGUCAUAUUUAUCUCUUGCCAAACUCAUAUCUGAUGAAUUUCAUGUAAAUGAGGUCAACAACGUCGAAAGUAUUUCAAAUUAUCUGUUUUAUAAAGAAUACGGAAUUAAAUUAGACAAGUCUAAUGAUUUCGACAAAAUUAAAUCAGAAAAUCUCAAUAUUCAUAUAGAAAAUACAAUUUACAGGGCAAUUAUGGAUGAUAACAAAGAAAGAUUCAUCCAAUUUACGGAAAUUGAUGGAUUUGAUAAAGAUCAAAAACUCCAUAGCAAAUUAUAUCCAGUUUCUUAUUAUGGAUAUUCAUUACUUGAAUUAUGUUGUUAUCAUGGAUCUGUUGGUUGUUUCAAGUUAUUAAGAUCAAAAUUUAAAUCUGAAAUAACAUCUAAAUGUCUAGAAUUAUCAUUUUUAGGCGGAAAUCCAGAUAUCAUGAGUGAAUGUUUGAAAUAUCAAGAACCUAACUAUCAAUGCAUGGAAACAGCAAUUAUUUCGCAUAACAUUGAUUUUGUUACAUUUUUGACGAAUGAGUAUAAUAUAAAGAUCGAUUUAGAAUGUUGUGGAAUGUACAAUAAUCUCGAAUCAUUUUUAGUUUAUUUCGAUCAGACCAAAGAUUUUAACAAUUGCUUUAUUAAAUCCCCAAGUUUCAAUAUUCCAUCUUUUUGUGAAUUUUUUCUUUCAAAUGGUGCAAAUAUCAAUGAAAAAGAUAAAUAUGGACAAACUGCUCUUCAUCAUGCAGUAGAAUAUAAUAGUAAAGAAACCACUGAACUUCUUAUCUCACAUGGUGCAAAUGUCCACGAAAAAGAUUCAUACAAAUUCACAGCUCUUUAUUAUGCCGUAUUAAAUAAUAACAAAGAAAUGGUUGAACUUUUUAUUUCAUAUGGUGCAAAUGUCGAUGAAAAAGAUGAAGAUGAAAGAACUGUCCUUAUUACUGCAGUAGCUCAUGAUAAUAAAGAAAUAGCCGAACUUCUUAUUUCACAUGGCGCAAAUGUUAAUGAAAAAGAAGGAGAUGGGCAAUCCAUCCUUCAAAAUGCAGCAUAUUUUAACGCCAAAGAAACAGCUGAACUUCUUAUUUCGCACGGUGCAAAUAUAAAUGAAAAAGAUUAUUUCGGAAAAACCGCUCUUCAUAUUGCAGUAGGAAAAAAUAAUAAUGAAAUGGCCGAACUUCUUAUUUCACAUGGUGCAAAUAUAAAUGAAAAAGAUAAUGUUGGAAAAACCGCUCUUCAUAUUGCAGUAGAAAAUAAUAGUAAAGAAACAGUUGAAUUUCUUAUUUCACAUGGUGCAAUAAUCAAUGAAAAGGAUGAAUAUGGGCAAACCGCUCUUCAUUAUGCAUUAAAUUAUAAUAGUGAAAUAUCUCAACUUCUUAUUUCGCAUGGUGCAAAGAAUUAA
Messenger RNA from Trichomonas vaginalis G3, 1608 nucleotides. RefSeq names its product ankyrin repeat and SOCS box-containing protein 4 family. The transcript has a single exon. Lineage: Eukaryota; Parabasalia; Trichomonadida; Trichomonadidae. Bases 1 to 1608 code for a protein of 535 amino acids. The record is from RefSeq and is a predicted model, not a curated record. Gene Ontology annotation, molecular function: protein binding.